AUGGCAGGUGCUGGUGAGCGCAAAGGCAAGAAGGAUGACAAUGGCAUUGGCACAGCCAUUGAUUUUGUGCUCUCCAAUGCCCGGCUGGUGCUGGGUGUGGGUGGAGCAGCCAUGUUGGGCAUCGCCACACUGGCAGUUAAGCGGAUGUAUGACCCGGCCAUCAGUGCCCCUACCAGCCCCACCCGCCUAAGCCAUUCAGGGAAGAGGAGCUGGGAAGGGCCAAACUGGAUGGGCUCUCCGCGACUAUUGAACAAGGACAUGAAGACAGGCCUGAGAUGGUCCCUUCAGACCCUUCCCACAGAGGCUUCUGCCUUUGACACAGAUACAUUCUGCCCACCCCGGCCCAAACCUUUGGCCAGGAGGGGCCAGGUAGACUUGAAGAAGUCACGACUCCGCAUGUCCCUGCAGGAGAAACUUCUUUCUUACUACCGGAACCGGGCAGCCAUCCCUGCUGGAGAGCAGGCUCGGGCCAAGCAAGCUGCGGUGGACAUAUGUGCUGAGCUCCGGAGCUUCCUGCGGGCCAAGCUGCCAGAUAUGCCGCUUCGGAACAUGUACUUAAGUGGCAGCCUCUAUGAUGAGCUGCAGGUGGUGACAGCUGACCAUAUCCAACUCAUUGUUCCCCUUGUGCUGGAGCAGAACCUGUGGUCAUGUAUACCUGGGGAGGACACCAUCAUGAAUGUCCCUGCUUUCUUCCUGGUUCGUCGUGAGAACCCAGAGUACUUUCCUCGUGGUAGCAGUUAUUGGGACCGCUGUGUUGUAGGUGGCUAUCUUUCCCCAAAGACAGUGGCAGAUACCUUUGAGAAGGUGGUGGCAGGCUCCAUCAACUUGCCAGCCAUAGGGUCCCUCUUAGACUAUGUGAUCCGGCCAGCACCACCCCCAGAGGCCCUGACACUAGAAGUGCAGUAUGAGAGGGACAAACACCUUGUCAUUGACUUCUUGCCAUCAGUGACCGUUGGUGACACGGUCUUGGUGGCCAGACCACAUCGGUUAGCUCAGUAUGACAACCUUUGGCGGCUGAGCCUUCGUCCUGCUGAGACAGCACGCUUACGGGCUUUGGACCAGGCGGACUCCGGCUGCCGGUCUCUGUGCCUCAAGAUCCUCAAGGCCAUAUGCAAGUCCACCCCAGCUCUGGACCACCUCACUGCCAGCCAGCUGACCAAUGUCAUCCUCCACUUGGCCCAGAAGGAGGCUGACUGGUCUCCAGACAUGUUGGCCGACCGCUUCCUACAGGCCCUGAGGAGACUCAUCAGCUACUUGGAGGCUGGAGUCUUGGCCAGUGCCCUGAACCCCAAGGUGAACCUAUUUGCAGAGCUCACCCCUCAAGAAAUAGAUGAAUUGGGAUAUACCCUCUACUUCUCGUUGUCUGAGCCGGAGGUGCUGCUGCAGACGUAGGGCAGGUGAAGGCCCAGACUCUCCGUUAGAAACACUUGGCUACAUGGUUGGUGCCU
This is a messenger RNA of Arvicanthis niloticus (Nile rat), 1448 nucleotides long. Lineage: Eukaryota; Metazoa; Chordata; Mammalia; Rodentia; Muridae. The record is from RefSeq and is a predicted model, not a curated record.